This is a messenger RNA of Diorhabda sublineata, 9617 nucleotides long. RefSeq names its product protein spinster. The transcript has 10 exons. Gene Ontology annotation, biological process: transmembrane transport. Gene Ontology annotation, cellular component: membrane. Bases 546 to 2057 code for a protein of 503 amino acids. The record is from RefSeq and is a predicted model, not a curated record. Gene Ontology annotation, molecular function: transmembrane transporter activity. NCBI's taxonomy places the organism in Eukaryota, Metazoa, Arthropoda, Insecta, Coleoptera, Chrysomelidae.
UGUUAAGAUUGUCUAUACAUUUUAAGCAUUAGUUUGUGAUUGUGAUAUGUAAUUUAACAAAGGAAAUAAUAACUAAUACAAGUGUCAGUCAUCCGUUUGUAAUAAAAAGUGUUGGGAGUACAAUUAACUAAUAUUAAAUUUUACGUAUUUGCUAAUACACCCAGAGAAGAAAAGUAACGGCAUUCCUAACCUAUUCACCAUGAAGUGCUCAGAACUGAUAUUUGUGUGGUGAUGUAAAAUGUUAGAGACAUAGACAUAGCACCAAUACUUUAAUAAUAGCCAUUAAAUUAAGAAACAUGAUUUUUUAAUGGAUUUUAUGAAUACUUACGAUUCAUUGCUUAUAUUCCCAGGUGCAUAUUUACAAUCCAUUUUUAACAUAGUACGAAACAGUGAACGAGAAUUUCGGUAAACGCGUAAUCAUCAGGUGAUUCUUAGCGCAUGCUUAUUCUAGAUUUGAAUAGAACCGCCAACAUGGAUAACCGGCUUGAAUCUCAUUUUAUUUCAAACUGUCAAGAAUUUAGGUUAGUUAGUGCUUACCGGUUAUCAUGCCGUCGGAAAAAUUAGAGAAAGUUGUUAUGAAACCUUUUAAAAUGGAUCCAGCUCAAAAUAAUUCUCAACAAGAACUAGUAAGGGAAAAUCCAGAAAAUGAAAGGAGAAUGCGAGAUGUUACUUUUCGCGAGUGGGUUGUUGUUGCAAUAUUGUGUUUUGUCAAUUUAAUAAACUAUAUGGAUAGAUUUACUAUUGCAGGAGUCUUGGACAAAGUAAAAUUAUACUACGGCAUUCAGAAUGAUUCGGGGGGAUUACUGCAAACCGCUUUUAUACUCAGUUAUAUGUUAUUUGCUCCUAUAUUUGGAUACCUAGGAGAUAGAUAUAACAGAAGAUACAUUAUGGCCUUUGGAGUAUUAAUGUGGAGCGUUACAACUUUAUGUGGAUCAUUUAUGACGAAUUUCUAUUGGUUCAUUUUUUUCCGGGCGUUAGUCGGAAUAGGAGAAGCAAGUUAUUCAACCAUUGCUCCAACAAUAAUUAGCGAUUAUUUCGUGGGAGAUAUUCGAUCCAAAAUGUUGGCAAUAUUUUAUUUUGCCAUUCCUGUAGGAAGUGGUAUGGGCUAUAUUAUAGGCUCUGAAACUGCCGAUCUACUGGGGCAAUGGCAAUGGGCACUACGUGUAACACCUGCCUUAGGGGUAGCAGCUGUUUUACUUAUUUUAUUUAUACUGAAUGAUCCUGAAAGAGGCCAAAGCGAAUGCAGUACUCAUAUGGAACCUACUCCUUGGUUAGAGGAUCUCAAGGAUAUCGUUCGCAACCGAAGUUUCAUGUACUCUACAGCUGGAUUCACUUGUGUAGCCUUUGUAGCAGGUGCAUUAUCUUGGUGGGGUCCAUUGUUUAUUGAAAAAGGCUUAAAACUACAGUCUAAUACGGAUGUUGAUUCUGACAACGUACCAUUCAAAUUUGGCGUCAUAUCAAUGUUAGCAGGUCUUUUGGGUGUACCUUUUGGCAGUUAUGUUGCACAAAAAUUGCGUGGCAGGUAUCGACGGAUCGACGCCAAUAUUUGCGCAUUUGGUUUAUUGACAUCUGCUCCUCUGGUAUUCCUGGUCUGCGUAACCGCCAAGUACAAUGUUUCAUUAUGUUUCACACUCGUUUUUUUUGCCGAAUUUUUCUUCAACCUCACUUGGUCUAUUAUCGCAGACAUACUUUUGUACGUUGUGUUACCUACAAGAAGAUCUACAGCAGAAGGUUUUCAACUUCUAUUUUCCCAUGCUUUGGGCGAUGCUGGUAGUCCAUACUUAAUAGGAGUGCUCUCUGAAUUAUUCAAAACAUAUCUCCAAUCAAGAUCAAGCUCAAAUUCAACCACAAAGGAUGAUGAGAUUGAAUUUACAUCUUUACAAUACGCCCUCUUUUCAACGUGUUUUGUUGAAAUUAUGGGUGGACUAUUUUUCAUAGUCACCGCAUUUUACAUAGUACAAGAUAAAAAGAAAGUUGACGAUGCAGUUCACGGACAACUUCCUACUGAUCGUAACCACUCAGAGCAGCAAGAGCAGUUACAAGUGGAUUCUUAUUAAAACUUUGAAAUCCUCCGCAAAUUCACGACAGCUUCUAGUAAACAAUCAAGACAAUGAUCACAAUAUUUCUUGAUCAUUCCUGUAUUAAGUAUCGAGAGGAUAUAAUAUGAGUGUAAUCCAUUUCCUCGUCAAAGAAGACUGCAUUUGAACACCAAAACUAACCGAAAAAGUAUAGUAAUAUAGUACAUAUAGGAAAAUAGGUAUAAAUAAAACUACACUUGUUUGAAAAAUUUGAAACAUGAGUAGAGAUUGCAUAGUUAGCUUAAAACAUUCUUUUAUCUAAACUACUUGUCUAGGUUUCAAUAUAUCAUACUACAUUAUUAUUGUAAAGUUUUUAAGUACAGUGAGCACUAUAGAAAUAUAAUAUGAAAUUAAAUACUGAUUAUUAUUUAUAUUCUUAUUUCAUUUCAAUUUAUUACUAAUGGAAAUGCAUUUGUUGGAAUAAAAAACUGAUAUUUUUUGAAAAAUUCCUCUAGUAUACCAAUAGUGCAGUCAUUUGAAUAACCACUAAAAUGCUGAUGAGAUCCUUUUGAAAUCAUUAAACCAAAUUGCAUAAUAUAUAUCACUCAAUUGCAAUAAAUAUUAAUAUUUUUAAGAUUAUCGGAAAAUGUGCUGUGAAUGUGAUCAAAAUAAAAAAAAUACAUACAAUACACACAGAGCAUACAAUAUUUUUUUUAUAUUGAUUACAUUCGCAGCCCUAAUAGACUAUAUACAGUAUUAUUUCCAAAUUAACAUUAACAAGAAUUUUCCGAUAAUCUUAGAAAUAUUAAUAUUUAUUGUUUUUUCUAAAUCUAUUCUCAUUGGUGAUUUGGAGAUACAAAAUAAGAUAGUAUAUAAACAGAAUUAGGAAUUUUGAAAUAUUGUCAAGCUUUGGUAGGCUAAUAGGAAUAAAUGAAAUCAUAUGCAUACAUUUGAGACUCUGUAUAUUAACGUGAAUUAUUGUAUCUAUAUUUGAAAUGAUUUCUUAAGUCUCUAUAAACACUAAAUUAUAAAUCUGUACAAAAAAUUUUGGAUUUCCAGUUUUUCAUUCCAUUUAUCUGAUGCAUUUGUUCUUGAAACAAUAUCAAAUGAAUUUGUUUUAGAAAAAGUGAAUGGACUUUGAGGACAUUACUAAAUUAGGAUCUGAUUAUUUUUCUUUGAUAAUUCUUCUCUGGCACUCUUACACAAUUUCAUAGUAAAUAUCAGUAAUCCAUGGAGAGAACUCUAGCUUUAUAGAUAUAACAAUUCUAAAUGACAUAAGGCUCUGACAAAAUUGAGAUUGUUUUGUGAAUUACUAUAAUAAUGAGAAAAACUUUAGUUAAAAAUUUGUAAACAAGCACAAACUUCAUUCUAAUGCUCAUAUCUUACCAUCAUUUAGAAACUUUUCAUUUAGAAGAAAUAUAAAUUAUUAACAUUUAAAGAUCAAAAUGUAUUUCCAUAAAAUAUUCAAUAUGCUAUAAAAAUGAUCAAUUGUAUAUCAGUUAAAUUAACUUAUUACAAUAGUUAUUUAUUGAUUAACAUGCAGGAUAUGUUUAUUUUAUACCUAUUUUCUGAGUGAAUUGAACUGGUACUAUUUAGUGAAAUUGCUUCCGCUCUAAAUUAUAAGUUGUUUGUAGGGUUCCACUUCGGGUGCCUCGUUUGGAUAAAAAAUUGAAAUAAAACAAUUAAUUUGAGAAGAUCUGCUAUCAGAACAAAACAACAAUUAAACUGUUUCAAACUAUGAUUAAUUGAAUAAAUCAACAAAUCACCUCUAAUUUGUACCCUACUAGGGAUACAGGUGUUUUCAAUGAGAUCGACAGAUGACCCUAUAAGUACAUCUAAUAAAUUAUUUUAUUUGAGUCCUGAGUCAGCAUAAUUUUACUAGCACUCAAAUGAUUUUAUAAGAAAAUUCUCAAUUAAAUAAUUGUUUUCAUUCAGAAUUUCUCGGAAGUUAUGAGCAGGUGUUCUACCUUUUGAGACUGAAAUGUUUUAACCGGCCAACCAAAUUCGUUUAGUACCACAUCUGUUGGUUAAAGAAAAUUUUCCUAAAAUUGAUAUCUGAACAGUGGUUUAUGAAGGCCAAAAUUACCAAUAUUGCAGUCUGCUCUUGGAAUCAUUGAAAACAUCUAAAGGGGUGACAAUGAAAUGAAACUGAAUGUAGGUGAUAUUAGAACUUAUACAAAUUGUUUAUUAUUAUUCAUAUUUUUUUAUAAUUAAAUUAACUUAGUACCUAAUAAAAAAUGUGAUACAAAUAUCACGGAACAUUAUCAAUUGCAACAGACCAACAGACACUCCGCCUAUGAUUGCAUGAAAACAUAGUGGCAAUUGAUUAACAAGUUAGAUUUUGUAAUCCUAUUCUUUAAUGAACACAGCCCACAAUGAUGUAUACUGUGUUAAUAUUUCUCCAAAUUUCUGCAUAAAAAAAGGUUUUUGGAAUUUUGUACUGAAAUAUAAUAAUUAUUUAUGUAAAAUUGCUCAUUUGCCCAAUAUGGCACUUAGAAUUUUUGAUUGGAAUAUAGUUUCUUAGUAACAAACUUGAAAUAAAAAUUAGUCAGCAGUGAGUACCAUGUAGUAAAUUAACCUUAAGAAUUAAGUUAUAAUUAAUUUCAGACAAUAUACCAUAUAAUAAAAUGCAGGAUUUUUCAUUAUGUAUUAUGUAAUAAAUGUAAUGAUUAUGUGUAUACACAAUAAAUGUAGUAGUGUAAAUAGAAGGUGUCCCUAAAUCAAGGAAUAUUUGAAUUAAAUAGAGAAAAAAGCUGUUAAUUAUUAGACUACUAUAUUUAUUAAAUGUUAAAUCAAUUGAGCUAAUUUAAUUUGUAUGUUCUGAUUGCAAAAAUGGUUUUAUUAUAUCUUUUAUAAUACAGAAACAUCUUGAACAAUAGUUUUAUUAUAUAAAUGUAUUGCAACUAAUAAUGAUUUUAGAAGUGGAAUCAACUUUGACUCUACCUUUUCCUGAGUUGUUUAUUUUAUGAAGGUAUUCUGACAUGUGAAGCAAUAUUUAAUUUAUUAACUGUUUCUUUUCUGAUUAUCCAAACAACUAAGCCUUCCAUUACUAUGUGUAUUUGUUAUAAAUGAAUGUAAAAAUUGGCGUCAAUUUUAUUAAUUGUUAAGCUUCAGAUGUAUCUAUUUUGUGUGUGCUCUUUGUGUAUUGUGUGAAUUUCAUGGGAAUUUGUGUGUACCUAUAGAUGUUAAUUGAAAAAUAAUGUGAAUAACUUGUACACAAUAAUAUUCAUAAACUCAAAAAUUUUAUUACAAAGUGGCCUUGGUUAAAUGUAUAUUAUUGAUUGGAAAUAGGUUUUAAUUUAUUAUUGUGGUGAGAGUUUCCUGACUAUUGGACAUAUUACUGUACAAAAAUACUGUCACUUUUAAGCAUUUAUAAUAAAACAGUUAUUGAGUUAGAAUAACGAAAGUUUUCCAAUUAGCUUCAAUUAGAUAAUGUAUUUGAAAAGUCAAGUCUGUUCUAUUUUCACUGGUAGUUGAACUCUCAUUAUAUUACAAAUCUACGGAAAUUUCAAACGAGCAAACACUUUUGAUAGUAUUUUUAAGUUUACUUUUAGAGUUCAUUCCUUUCUACCGUCCAUAACACUAUUUAGUAGUGAUGUGACUUUGUUUACAGUGGGAAUAUAUUUCGAGUGGUUACAUAAUUUUAAAGCUUAAAUUUUCCAAUUAGAUUAUCUAUUAAAAUAGAUUCUCUUGAAGGCUCAUCAUGUUCAACGAAUCUAAAUAAAUAUAUUGAGGUUGAGUUAUUUUUAAUUUAGAUGUUUUCUGCUCAUUAUAAGUGUAUAUGAAAUAAUUUUGAUAUUCUACAGGGACAAUUCGUUCAAUUACAUCAAAUCUUAUUAAUUGAAUAAAAUAUUAAUCUCAAUUAUCUAUACUUCUUAUUAAAAUUAAUUUGUUUGGGACUCUUAUCUACACCAAUUAUCCACUUUUCACUAAAGCACCAUACAGAACAAUGAAUUCAUUCCAAAUCAUUGAAGGUUCAUUAAUUAUUGGAUGUAUCAAAGCUCGUUAAAGUAUUCUAUUAUCUAUCAAAGUUCUAAUAUUUUGUCUAUGUUGGUAUCACUUUAUUUAUGCACAAAGAGAACUUUCAUUUAUAUGGUGAAUUUACCAAAGUUAUCAAUUUUUUCUGAUGUUUUUCUAAUUUUGUUUUGUGUAUUAAUGUCUCAACUUUUCCUCUACUUUCAAUAAUCUUGAAAUUGUUUUUUACUCACUUUCCUCGUAUAUCAGAACACAUUAAAAGUUAUUUUUUAAAAAGAUACAGAGCACAAUUUUGUAGAAUUUCUCCAGUGGAGGAAACAGUCAGGAUUGUCAUUAAAGUGUAAUCAACCAAUUUUAGAAUUGUUUUAAUCCCCAGCUUUUAACAAUCCUUGAGAAUUCUAUAAUAGAGCAGAAACAUCUACUUUGCUAUUUAUUCUCGUCUAUAUUAACAAGUUCGAAUUGUUGAUUUAAGGACUAAGCAAAUUUUAAUUAUGACGGUAUAAAGAACUUUUAUUUUGUAAUAAUGACCAAUUCUUGAAAACCAAUGUUGAAAUUAAGUUUCUCGUUUAUUUCCAUCAAAAUAUUUUAUGUCUACCUUACUACUUAUUAGUAUUUGUGUGAACCAGUAUUCACGGUAUAGAAGUUCAUAAUGAGUACAAUUGAAUUUCUGUUUUUCAUUUUAUGUAAUGUGUAAUUAUUAUUUACAACAUUCCUCAAAAUGGUGCUGACAGUGAUAAAAGAACAGAUAAUAGCUAUUUUUUACAAUAAAAAGUGAAUUUUCAGUGUUUUGAAAUUUUAAUUAUUGUAUUUUCAUCCUAAUAUAUUUGUUUGUAACUAAUACCCUUAAAACUCAAUAGACUUUGUAGUUACUAAUUUUUGUUAUUCUCAUUCACAAAUAAUUUCAAUUCCAUAUAAUUAAUUUGUUUUUUGGUGGUACAAAAUCUUUAUGAUAUAUAAAAAUAAAAAAGGAAUUUUCAUUAAACAAGGACUUUAAAGUAUUGUUUCAUUAGAUGUGAUAUUAUAUGUAUAUCAAAAUCGUUUCUAUAGGUGUAUUUACUUUUUAUUAUUAAUCAUAGACCAAAUUAUACCAUUAACAAUAUAUAAAUAUGAUGGUUUAACCUGAUAUAUGAUAUCUGUUACUAAGAUCACUAUUAAAAGUUGGUUGGUAUAUUGUAUUUUUUAUAUUAGCAACUUUUCUAGUUUAAAUAUGUGGUUAUUGCAUUUGUUCAAAUUUGUUUAAAAUGAUGCCAAAAAUAGAUGUAUGGAACAUUUUUAAUUUUAUCUGAAAAAAUAUAAAUGGAUAUCAAUUCAGUAAGAUACUGAACUAUCAACAGUUAUUUUUUAGUAUAUAUAUUUUGUGAAUUUUUUGGUAGAAAUAGUUUUGAAUUGGUCAAACCGUAUCUAUCUCAGUAAAUUUUGCAAACAUUCAUUUAUUCCAAUAUUAUCUAUGAUAACAAAAUAUUACUGUUGUAUAUUCAAUUCGAUUAAAUUAUUCGAGCCACAUGCAUUAAAAAUAUUUUUCUUUGUGAAGUCACGUUUAAUAUAUAUAUCAUUAACCUGUAUCCGAGAUUUCUUGAAAAAUACUAGUGUUAUAUGUAUGGUAAAAAAUCACUACUGUAUUCAGUUAUUUCUUUGUGAUCAGCUUCAUCAAAUGGGACUUCUCUAAUAUCAUUAGUUUGCAAAUCUUGAAAAUAGUCUGGUUUAAUAAACCUGGCUCUUGGCUAGAAAGUAUAAACAGUAAAAUAAUAAUAACAAUUUUUGUAUACAAGGAACAAACUCAUAAUCGAGUUGCAUUGACAGGUACCCGAUGACUAGAAGGUUAACAUCUUUAUGCCUGUUUCCUAUUUAGAUUCAAUUUGUGGUGUUGUAAAUCUGUUGUUUUGUCCGAUUAUAAAACUUUGGAUUUUUCAAAGAUUAGAAUUUGACAAUUAUGCAAAGUUCUGUAUUGUAAUUUGUAAGGUAUAACAUCACAUAGUUCUCUUUUAAUUAUUCAAUUAGAGAAAUAGUAAAAUUUUCAAAAUAAUGUACGGAACUAGGUAUUGUAACUAUGACUUAUAAACAUAAUCACGUUAGUAGUUAGCUUUUGAUUUGUAAUUAAGAGUUAAGGGAAAUAUAUUGUGAAACAGGUCAAAUAAACUUAGUUUAAGUUCUCAAUUGCCAUUAUGAUUAUUUCUUCAUAAGCUUAUUCAUUCAAUUCAAUUCUUUCGAGUUGGAAAACAAGUUAUAUAAACUCCAUUAUUUGGAAUACAAAUUUAUAUAUUAUUUUUAUGCAGAGCAAUUAUAUAAGGUAUAUAAGUUGAGGACGUGAAAAUAUAAAUUUGGUAAUAUAGUAAUUUUAAUAUAUUUAUUAUGGAGAAAUAUAGAUUCUAUAUAUUAAUGUGAAUUAACUACUUCAUUAGUUUCAUAUCAUCAUAAAACAUAGUUUCAUUUAUAUAUUCAUUUAUUUAUAUCAAAGAUGUUAGUAAGUGUUACUGAUGCACGUAAUUUUAAGUAGUCCAGUGUGAGUGAAACCAUCUCUGAUAUCAUUUCACAAUUGACUUGAGAUACCCCUAACCUUACCAAAUUGUGAAAAUUUUGAAACAGACGUACAUAUAUGCAAAAUCCUUGUUUAAAGAUAUCAUCUUUUCUCAGAUGUUCAAAAAAUCUACUGUGAAAAAUGUUAAAAAUUUGCAGAUUUAUUUCUUGCAAAAUUAUUAUUCAGAGAUAUAAUCGCUUUUCAGAUACUCAAAGAUCUAGUGUAAAUUUUCAAAAUUUUCAGAUGUCUUCAGUAAGAAUACUAUCAAUAUUUACAUAUAUUCAUAUAACCAACAAAAAUAGUAGUUGCUUUAUUUAAUUAGAUCAUUCAAUCUCAAAGCGACGAAUUACAAGGGAGAAGUGAUCACAUUUUACUUAAUAACAAUAAAGCACAAACUUCCCAAAAGUAUUAUAAAGUUGAGAUUCUGGAAAACUUUUGUGUAUAUUAUGGUAUAAAUAUUCAACUGUAAUUUUUUAGGCUAGUAAAUAAUCACUAGUCAGAUUUUUAUACCAAAAUCUGAAAUAGUGGCUCAUAGUAUUAUUUCUAGUUUCUAUUUUUCUAUUUAAACAAUGUUAUACCAUUUUAAUCAAGUAGCCACACUGAAACUCACCAAAAUAAUGUGAUUGGUGUGAACAGUUUGUUUUUGAUAGAUUUUGAUUGUUUUCAGUAACAAAAAUUAUAUUGUUAAUGUGAUUGAAUAUUGAAUAGGUGAUUGUUUAAUAUGUAUAUUGAUAUUUUUGUUUCUUAAAUGUCGAAAGUUAAUACUUUAUAAAUGAUGAAGUAUAUAAUAGCAUAAUUGUCAACCUAAAAUUAUGGUUAUUGGGAAGGUAUAAUGAAAGGUAAAUGCGCAAUAUUAGUAUUUCCUUUUAAUUUUAUAAGAAUUGUACAGUACAAUCUAAUACCAUUGGCAAUAUGAUUUUUGUUGUAAUCACGAGGAAUCCCUAUAUUUGCAGAGUGCAGAUUGUAAAAUACUAAUUUAAGUUGGUUAUUUAAGACUGAAAACAUGAAAUAUGUAUUUGUAUAUUUUUUUCUUCCCAUUUUGUAAGCCCACAGAUUGUUUUUUUGUUUUUAAAACAUAUUUAUAUAUAAAAUAAAUGUAAAAUAGUGAA